Messenger RNA from Neodiprion virginianus, 1629 nucleotides. Its product is annotated as carbohydrate sulfotransferase 11-like. Gene Ontology annotation, molecular function: sulfotransferase activity. The transcript is spliced from 4 exons. Gene Ontology annotation, biological process: carbohydrate biosynthetic process. The coding region runs from base 346 to 1413 and encodes 355 amino acids. Gene Ontology annotation, cellular component: membrane. Lineage: Eukaryota; Metazoa; Arthropoda; Insecta; Hymenoptera; Diprionidae. The record is from RefSeq and is a predicted model, not a curated record.
UCAAAUGUGCUCCAGACAGAUUCAGUGCCCUGUGAAGCUCAGAGUUAGCAACGUCUCUUUCGUAAAUAGUUCUCUCAAAUGCAAAAUUUUGUCAUGCUCUGAUAGUAUGGAUUUAAAAUGUAUCAACUAUUUAGUGGGGUAAAAAGUGACAAUAGUAGUAUACAAAAAAUUACAAACAAGAAAAAAUAAAAUUUAUUCAAAAAAGGUGGAAAAAAAAUCUUUCUAUUUGGUAAACAAUGUCUAGUGCGAUAAUAAUGAUAGAAGUAUUUCCGAGUUUGCAGCGGAUGCUUUUAUCAUGCAUUCGUUGGGUAUAGAUACAGUAGACUGGAUGAGUAAUUCUUGGUAAUGUGCUUGCUCAAACAGAGAAUGGCCAAGUUUUUACGAUGGAUGGUGAUUUAUGCAAUGGGUCUGACAACUGUCACUAUUAUUGGGAGAACUCUGCUAACUGAAGAGCCAUCGGAACCAAUAUUAUUACCGGAGUACAUUGAGCCGACGCAACAGUCAGAUACAGUAUACAUCGAUAGUAGAAUUAAUUCAACAGAUUAUUUGGACGAAAUCAUAACAGCGGCACAAAUGGCAGAGAUAAGAACCGAGUUGAAAAUUAGAAGAACAGGUGUUAAGAGUGUUUGUCAGAUCCUUGGAAACGAGACAUCUCCAAUUCGUGCAGUGGUUUCUAACAUGAUUGUUGACACAAAACAUGGAUUAUCUUGGUGCCCGAUUUAUAAAGCUGGCAGUUCAACAUGGAUGGUGCAUUUCGCCGUUUUGGGUAGAACUUUGUCUGAUCUCACAGUAGAGCUUAUUGAACGUAAUGUGUUGCAAGUAAAUACUCUUGCUAGACAGGCAUUCCCAAAUGCAGACUUAAAAUCAACACUAGAGAAGUUGAGACAUACAAAGAAAUUCAUUGUUGUGCGGCAUCCAUUCGAACGACUAUUGUCAGCCUACAGAGACAAAUUAGAAAAUAUGGAAAGCAGAAAAUAUUAUUACAACAAAUAUGGGCGCCACAUCACUCAGAAAUAUCGACAGAAAACAGCAGCUUCUAAUACCAAGCGAGAACCAACUUUCACGGAAUUUCUAAGAUUUAUUACAAAAGAAAAAUACUUUGAUGAACAUUGGGCUCCUUACAAUCAAUUCUGUAGACCAUGUGCGCUAAACUAUGAUUACAUUUUAAAAUUUGAAACAUUUAAGAGAGAUGAAGACUUUUUAAUCCAGGAAUUAGAACUGAAUCAAUACUUAUACACUAAAAAUAAUGUAAAAAAUGUUAAUCCACAAGGGGCAACAACAACUAUGAUCUCUAAAAAAUAUUUUCAAAGCGUGCCAAAGAUGCUUUUGGAAGAAGUGUACCGAGUAUAUGAAAAGGACUUUAACCUGUUUGACUAUUCGCCUGAUGACUAUUACCUUAUGACAAAAAUUUGAGUGUAAUUGAGAAAAUAUUGUGAUAAUGUGUGAGAAGAUUGUAAGUAUGUAAAUUAUUUGUAAUAAAUGAGUAUUUUAUUCCAUUACUUAUGAGUUUCAUCUUUUACUGAAACGGGAUCAGUUAGAUUUUUUACUUAGUAUUGCCUGUAAUGGCAAUAUCCUGGAAGCUCUCAUAUACUUACUGGUCCAAAAUAAAGCCUCUUGAAGUACAACCAU